Messenger RNA from Macrosiphum euphorbiae (potato aphid), 2211 nucleotides. The record is from the annotation of a GenBank genome assembly. NCBI's taxonomy places the organism in Eukaryota, Metazoa, Arthropoda, Insecta, Hemiptera, Aphididae.
AUGAGCAUGAUGAUGAUGAUGAGACCGUCCGACUCAACGCCCAUCUGUCGGUGCCGGGUCCUGUACCUGGGAUCGGCUGUUCCACACAUCACCAAGGACGGGCUUCAGGGCAUACAGGAGCCACUCAAAGAGCUGUACCCGGAACAGGGGGCCCUGGGGGCCCGCGGCAUCGACUCUUGGCUGAGCGUUUGGAGCAACGGCCUGUUGCUGGAGAACGUGGAUGAGAAUCACAAAAAGAUCACUCGGUUCUUCCCGAUCGAGUCACUGCAUUACUGCGCUGCGGUCCGGUUCGUUCUGGUGCCCGAGAAGUCUAACGGGUCGUCGCAGCCGCGAUUCUUGCCACUGGACUCACCGUUUGCCCGGUCACCGAACCCCAACCACCCGCCACUGUUCGCAGCCAUACUGCGCCGGACUUCCGGUAUCAAGGUACUCGAGUGCCACACGUUCAUAUGCAAGCGCGAGAUGGCCGCUAACGCACUGGUCCGGUGCUGUUUCCACGCUUACGCUGACUCGUCGUACGCCAAACAAUCGGAUGGCGGCGGCACAAACGGUACUUCCAAUGGUGCCGGUGGCCACAGCAUAUACGGCACGGUGAGGACCAACAGGUCGGUGGGCAACAAUACAAUCGACAAGGUGGAAGGCUGGCGGCGCAUGACCAACGGCGGAGGGGCGGCCGGCAGCACCCUGACACUUAACAGCGCCCACUCCAACGGUAUCACCAUGCUGGAGGCGUCCACGAAUUCCAUCGACGACCUGUCUGAGUGUAACGGUGACGAGAAUCACAAAGUGUGGGUGGGUAGCACCAAGGACAUAUCGGAAAAAGAAGACCUGUAUGGUGCCGGAAACACGAUGCGCAGCUCGCGUUCCAGCAGGCCCAGGCAACUGGUUGGGGGCGCUCCACCACCACCUCCACCACCGCCACCAGUCAGGGACGACAGUAAUAAGUCAGCUACAAAGAAAGCAAAGGAGAGGCCGCGCCGCAAGAGAACGCCGACUGGCGGAAGUCGCGAAGACCUAUACGCGCCAUCAAUGAACGGCUCGCUCAUGAGGUCUGUGCAUGGCGGCCGGAGUUCGGUAUCGCUCAACGGCACCAUGGCGAGCCGGGGACCACCUAGAGGGUUCAUGCAAUAUCAGCAGCCUCCACCACCGCCACCGCCGCCCAACCACAUUUACUCCAACGGUGGAGGUGGCACCAUGCUCAGACCAGUCAACGGCUAUCACCCACAUCAUCCACAUCCACCACACCACCCACAUCACCCCCAUCCAGGAAUGAUGCAGCCUCCACCUCCACCGCCCAUUAUGAUGGUGCCCACCACCCUGCCGCACCCCAAGAAGAUGCAUAAGAUGAAACCAGGCAUGAUGCCAGUACCCAGACCUGGCAUGAUCCCAGCAAAUUACAUGCCGGUGCCCAUGUACAUGCACACCGGUAAAAAGCCCAAGAAUGGAGUGCCCGUACCUGUUCCAAUGGCCAUGGAAGAACCGAUAUACAUGCCUUCCGCCCGGCCACUGAGUCCGGUCGCGUCCUAUCAACCCGAGCACUUCCCACACGAGGCGUACCUGAUGCAGCAGUACGCCAACAGCGUAAAUCACAUGAACAACAACAACAUAAAUAAUAACGGGCCGGCGCCCAAGACCAAGAAGGGAAAAAAGGACAAGAAAUCCAAGGACUCUGUAAAUGGGAUGAUGCCACCGCUGAUGGUGCCGCAGUUGAUGGUCAACGGCGGUGCUGGUGGAGGCGGAAUGAUGAUGAUGCAUCAGCAGCAACAGCUGCAGCAUCAACCGCCGCCACCACCCUCUGGACCACCGCAGUUGGCCGUCAACGGGCACAGAGUCAACGGCAACGGCAUGAUGUCAGCGGGACACGACGAAAUGACUGACGACACCGAGGACUCGGUGUACAGCACCGGAAUAUACAGGCGGAAGGGACACCUCAACGAGCGGGCGUUCUCGUACUCGAUCCGGCAGGAGCACCGGUCCCGGUCGUACGGGUCGCUGGCCAACCUCAAGUUCGCUGCGCCGCCAAUCGUGCCGAAUGGCGUGGACGGGGUACCGAACAAGGUGGACAUCAAGAAAGAACGGGAGAUCAUGCAGAUGAUGCAGGACCUGGAGCUGUCGGGCGAUGAGCUGGACCGCGCCGACCAGGUGGUACACCACCAGAAACAGAGCAACAACGUGGCUCACCAUCAGAGGCCCGUCAAGACGAAGCGAUAA